Messenger RNA from Stylophora pistillata, 3999 nucleotides. RefSeq lists its product as uncharacterized. Gene Ontology annotation, molecular function: metallocarboxypeptidase activity; zinc ion binding. NCBI's taxonomy places the organism in Eukaryota, Metazoa, Cnidaria, Anthozoa, Scleractinia, Pocilloporidae. Gene Ontology annotation, biological process: proteolysis. The record is from RefSeq and is a predicted model, not a curated record.
CCUACGUGAUGUGGUUUUGUUACAUUCAAGAGUCAAUUUUCAGCUUUAUAUAUAGUCAAACCCCUUUGUCUACACGCACCCACAUGUCAAACAAUGCACGCAGUAAUUGAAACCUUUUGCGGCAAACAAAACGAAUUGCUAUGGAAACAAAAAGUUAAUUCGUCUGUGUGCGGGUAGACAGCAUGCUAUGUUCAAACGGGAUGUCUUCAUUUUCGGUUUUAUUUGAAAUCCCUUUGUAAAUAACCGUUCACGAAACGUCGACUUUUCUGACGCCAGAUGUCUCUGGAAGAAUCAGACGAGUUAGAGGAUACUACAGAGUCAUUGGAGGAAAAGCAUCGAGGAAACGCAUAUGCGCUUGUUGAAAAAACGGCCGAGGGCUUCUUGGCGAAUGCACUUUGGAGAUCGAAAAGAGAGGAAGAACUGCAUCGAGAAAUAGAAGUGAUGUCUGCAGAAAAAGCCAAACGUUUGUUUAAAGACGAAAGAGAUCGGAAAGCAUGGGUGGCUGCCAUUAAAAGAUCCGUAGAGCAAAGUAUACAAUCUCAAGUGCGGGCCGCCCUUGGAACUCCGCCUGGAGAAAAGAGAAAAAAGUUACACGAACAACGGCUUGCUGAAGAGCGACGGAGGAGGCAGAUAGAGAUGGAAGACUCUGAUAAACACAGAACAACAGAAAACCGCAACUAUAGCUAUCCGUCUUUUCAAGAUGACGAUGGGGUGUUGUUUCAAAGACGUCAACAAUAUUUACAAAAGUACGCGAUCAGACGUUCGAUGAGAUCUCUUACGUUCGAUAAGUCUUCGAUGAGAGGUUCUGUUCGUGACUUCGACGAUAUAGAUCCCUUAUCUAGUGACUUUAACAAACGAUUUAGCAUCUACACGCGAGCCGCACUCGAGAAUGCUGGUAAAACGUGCUCAAACACAAAUACGACUGCUGUUUAUAAACGUUCACCAGGAUGUGUAUGGAUCGAUCACAAUGGCGAACAACAUGACAUCCCCGGCCCAUUUUGGCCCAAAGAUCACCUACCGCGCUUGUCGUGUCAGAAACACAUUCAUUUUAUUCCCGAUUUUGUCGAAAGGUUGAACACGGAAGCUGAAAAUGCCAAUGCUGGACACACAGUACCAAAUGAAGACUCACGGUAUCCUCAACAGUGGCGUGGAAACCUCACAGUUUAUGAAAGACAGAAUAGAGAGGAGGGUCAGCAAAGCCAUUAUGUUCCUUCUGGUUGUCCCCCGUGUCUUACAUUUGAAUCAAGGUUUGAGUGUGGAAACCUGAAGCAGGUCAAGAGAAUAGGAAGUUAUGAAUAUGAUCUGAUUCUCAGUUGUGAUUUGUACACCAAACGACACACGCAGUGGUAUUAUUUCCGUGUCCAAGACAUGGUUCCUGGCACCACUUACAAGUUUAACAUCAUCAAUUUGCUGAAAAAAGACAGUUUAUACAAUUACGGAAUGAAACCGCUGAUGUACUCUGAGCGUGAUGCUAAAGCGAGAGGUCUGGGUUGGAAAAGAGUCGGUUCACAUAUUAGUUAUUACAAGACUUCAACAUAUAAGAAUCCUCUGCUUCAGCGGGAAUAUGUCUACUUCACUCUUACUUUUCACAUGGAGUUUCCUCAUGAGGAUGACACAUGUUACCUGGCUCAUUGUUAUCCGUACACCUACACUGACUUGGAACUGUACCUACGAUCCAUCAUCCAUAAUCCGAAGACUUCUCAACAUGUUCAGAAAGAGGUGCUGUGUAAAACUAUGGCUGGAAACAAUUGCAAUGUCCUGACUGUGACAUCCUCUCAAGUUCCAGAAAGCGAGAAGCUUGGUGUAGUUGUGAGUGCCAGGGUACAUCCGGGAGAGACGAACGCUAGUUGGAUGAUGAAAGGCAUGCUGGACUUCUUAACCAGCGGUCAUCAUAUUGCAGAGAAACUUCGUCGAAAAUUCGUGUUCAAGCUAGUGCCAAUGCUGAACCCAGAUGGCGUAAUUGUUGGUAACUACAGAACGAACCUAGCCGCCAGAGACUUGAACAGGACUUACAAAGAUCCCAAGAAGGAGAGCUUUCCAACUGUUUGGCACAUGAAGAAUAUGCUGGAGUCAUUCAAAAAGGACCAUCAGGUUAUCAUUUACUGUGAUCUCCAUGGACAUAGCCGCAAGCCAAACGUUUUCAUGUACGGCUGCACGGCAGAUCCCAAAAUGGGAUCGAUGAGUGACUUUGUUGAGGAGCGGCUUUUUCCUUGGAUGAUGUCGCAAAAGGCUCCCGACAAGUUCUCGUUCAGUGGUUGUAAAUUCCGAGUGCGCAAGUGCAAGGAGUCAACAGCGCGUGUGGUUAUGUGGCGCCAAAUGGGAAUCACGAACAGCUUUACCAUGGAGGCCACAUUCUGUGGCGCUAACUUUGGUGACAUGGAGAAAGGUAGACAUUUUCAUGUUGGGGACUUUGAAGAGAUGGGACGACAUUUCUGUGAAGUGCUGUUGGAGUAUACAGAAGCAAAGAGUGGUAAUCGCAGUGAAAUGACCCAGGCGUUCGUAGAGCUGGCUUGCAAGAUGACACGAGACAUUCUCCGUCAAACACUAGGCAACUUCAAUCUGGAGAAUAUCUCCAAAGACAGCACCCUUUAUAACAGCCUCGAAAGUAUGAAAGCAAACGAAAGAAAUCAGCAAAACGAUUCCUCAAGGGAGCACGAGGAAACAAAUGAAACUAGUGUCAAGAAAUUUCCAAUGUCGAAGAAAAAACCCGUAAGUUUUAUGGAUGUUCGAUUGCAAGCACCCACAGGCGGAGGUGAGGACGAUGUGGAAGUAUCAGUGAAAGGUGUCCAUGUGGAUUCGUUUAACGAUUGUUUGAAGAUUCUGGAGAAUUUAGAUCUUGUGGACCGCUUCGAUGAGUCAGACUCCAGUGACUCAGACAGCGAAGACAAUGACUUUGAUGACAAGGAAGAUGGGCCGGGAUCCAGUGACAAUUCUGGGGAGAGAAAGAGGAAGAAAAAGAAGAAAAAGAAGGCUAAACAUUGGUGGGAUACAUUAUCGAAACCUCCCGUGACUUCAGAAACUGGUGAUCGUGCAACGGCAGACGAAAGUGGUAGUAUCAAGGAGAAAAAGACAAAGACGAACCAGGGAAAGUUUGUGAAUCCAUACGUGCACCGAACAAAUGGUGGAAUCCCUAUCUUCUCUCAAGAGAGGAUUCAAGAACGUGCGAAAAAGAGAGAGGAAUUGCAAAACUGUGGCUCGCAAGAGGCAGAGAAGAACGAUUUCCUGGUGAAGUUUGCAUCACAGGAACCCCAACCAUCGCCGUCGGUUCUCGCCGUAACUGAGGACACAGAACUAAGCUUUAUCACUGCUCAAAGACGUGUAGCGUAUUACAUGUUUGCUGCAAAUAAAAACCAGCAGAACUGGCCGACAGCGAACGCCCCGCCAACACGCACGAAACCGCCUCCUAGUCCUUCUAAAAACGUAGUAGAGCUGGACUCGUUAAAUUUUGACUAUCUAAUCGGGGACGGGUACGGGUUUACCAUCCGCAUCCCAGGGAGAAAACCACGAAGAUCCCGCACUCAGCCACCUUUGCAGACGUUCGAGGAGGCGCGACUGAAACCCAGGAAAAAACAAGUUUCUCCUGCCUAUGCUUUCGACUUGAGUAACGAACAGGCGACACUCCCUGGUGUGACCCCCAGUCCCUACAUUCGUCAGCAGAACCGUUACUAUAGGAACGAUUCUGAGGAAGAGUUUGAAAGAAGUAGACCUACCAAAACCGUCCACAUGAGACGAGGAAUGUCUAAUUCAUUUGACAGUGAAUUGCUCAAGGAAAAGAGAAAGAACUUUGCGAGGUCGCGCAGUGAACAUGGAAUGACAGUUAAGAGCGACGACAGUGAAGAAAUCUCAUCAAAAAGUGCUGGUCACAGACCCAGAAACGAACGCCCAAUGUUUGAACCUUCAGCGCCAAUUCCAACAUAUUCUCAUGUCUCUUCUCCGUACGUCAACCGAAAAAGAUGACACCUAAUCGCCGAUUUCCUUCAAUUUUUACAGUUCCUCACC